UAAUUUUCAUAAUUUUUAAAAUGGAUUUUGAUUUCAAAGUAAAAACUCAAAACGAACGUACAAAAGUUGAAGAUCUAUUCGAUUAUGAAGGUUGCAAAGUUGGCCGAGGAACUUAUGGACAUGUUUACAAAGGACAUAGGAAGGAAGGAAAUGAUAAUAAGGAUUAUGCUCUAAAGCAAAUUGAAGGGACUGGAUUAUCAAUGUCCGCUUGUCGAGAAAUUGCACUUCUUCGUGAGCUUAAGCAUCCUAACGUUAUUAACUUGAUCAGAGUUUUCCUCUCACAUACCGACAGAAAAGUAUGGCUAUUGUUUGAUUAUGCUGAACAUGAUUUAUGGCACAUCAUAAAAUUUCAUCGAGCUGCAAAAGCUGCUAAGAAGCCAGUGCUGGUACCGAAAGGAAUGGUGAAAAGUUUACUUUAUCAGAUUCUUGAUGGAAUACAUUAUUUGCAUACAAAUUGGGUUCUUCAUCGUGAUUUGAAACCUGCAAACAUUCUCGUGAUGGGAGAAGGAAAUGAACGAGGUCGAGUAAAAAUAGCAGACAUGGGCUUUGCUCGACUGUUCAAUGCUCCACUUAAACCACUUGCUGAUCUUGAUCCAGUUGUCGUUACUUUCUGGUAUCGAGCACCAGAAUUACUUCUUGGCGCUCGUCAUUACACUAAGGCAAUUGACAUUUGGGCAAUUGGAUGUAUUUUUGCCGAACUUUUGACAUCUGAACCAAUUUUUCAUUGUCGUCAAGAGGACAUCAAAACCAGUAAUCCAUAUCAUCACGAUCAACUGGAUCGGAUAUUUAAUGUUAUGGGAUUUCCUCAAGAAAAGGAUUGGGAAGAUAUUAGGAAGAUGCCUGAACAUAAUACAUUGACAAAAGACUUCAAACGAUCAAGUUAUGCUAGCUGCUCAUUAGUUAAGUAUAUGGAGCGUCAUAAAAUAAAACCUGACAGCAAAGCUUUUCAUCUUCUUCAAAAGUUAUUGCUUAUGGAUCCUAAUAAAAGAAUCACAAGUGAACAGGCAAUGGUCGAUGAGUAUUUUAGUGAAUCUCCACAACCCACACAAGAUGUUUUUGCUGGUGGCCCAAUUCCUUAUCCGAAGAGAGAAUUUCUCACUGAUGAAGAAGAAGAUAAAUCUGAUAGUAAGCGCCAAGGCCAAGCUCAACAAUCUCAAAACCAGCAACAGCAAUCUGGGAACAACCAACAAGGUAAUGGAGGCAAUUCAAACAAUGAUCACUCGAAUUCAGCUAAACGUCCACGAUUAUCAGGAAACCAACAACAAUCUAACAAUCAAAAUCAACAACAAAUGCAACAAGAGUAUCAUCAGUCGCAGCAGAAUCAACAGAAUCAAAUGUUGUUCAAUCAGAAUCAGAAUAACUUUCAACAGCGAUAUUAAAAUGUAUUUGUAAACUCGACUAUGAAAAAUGAAUAAAAUAUGUAUAAUUUUUCUCAUCAAAAUGAA
Messenger RNA from Clunio marinus, 1445 nucleotides. The record is from the annotation of a GenBank genome assembly. NCBI's taxonomy places the organism in Eukaryota, Metazoa, Arthropoda, Insecta, Diptera, Chironomidae.